UGCCCAUCGGACCUGCCGUGCGGGGCGGUGCGGUGCCCGGGAGUGUGUUGUGCGUAGGGCGCGAUGUUGUUUUGUUGUGGCGGACAGCUGAACGUGGCGUCGCCGCUCCGGUCGGACACAGCAGCCGGAAGCAGCCCGGGCCCCUCCGGCGCUCCCUCCCCAGAAACACGGGCACCGAGAGCAGCUUUACCCAGCAUCGACAUCCAGGAAAUGCGGACUUGUGGCCCAUUCGCUACGGGAUAAAUGGCUGAACUGUCGGUACCGAAGCACGCUGUGCCUGUGAAGCGUCUCUGAGGGGGAAGACCAGACUGCUCUGUCAGUAGCAGGCUUUCCGCUGCCAGGCGUAUUAUUAAAACCCUCAGUGCAAUCUUCUCCUGCCGUCGAGACGGCGUCCUCCUUAGCGAGCGGCUUCUCCCGAUAGCAGUGAUAUCCCUGGACCCAUUCAGAAGCUGACAACCAACUAUUAACACUCUUGACAACCAACAAAAGAGAUGCAGAGAAGACCUUGGAACUGCUAGAAUGGCUGAGGCUGGACAGGAGCAAAACUGCUUUGUACAGAGAGAUGAUCCAUGAUUACCUGCAACCGUGCAGCUCCAGGCCAGCUUUUAAUGAUGCCUCAUUUGGUCUUCUUGAAUAACUCUUGGCCCACACUGAAAAAGGCCCUCUUCUGUGAUUUACAACUCAGUCUGUCGAUGUUCCCCUGCCUCUGACCUCUCGGCUGCCAUGCGGUUAGCCCCAUGAGGCUCCAAGAGCCCCUCCUUGUUUGACUGUGAGGUCUCCUCCCCACUCUAUGGAGGCUGAGCACAGCCGUCCGGCUGAUGGGGAGCGCUCUGGAAGGCAAGAGCAGCAGCAAUCGACAACUGAAUCCUCUCUAGGAUCUUGUCCACCUCAGCAGCCCCAGCACCCUCCGAAUCCUCGCCCUGUACACAGAGCCUUGGGUCGCCUGCAAAAUCGCCAACCCAGACGUACUGACCUUCUGCUUCGCUUACAGCAGCAGCAAGCAGUAGCAUGGCAGCAUUCGGACACUCCAGGUCCCUCAGGAGGCAGCUUCUUCUCUCCAGCUUCCGCAUCAACCACAUCCCUCCCAUCUACUUCCUCCACCCAGGUUGAGCAUGGCCAUGGGGUUCCAUCUCAGUCUAGCCAAGAGGGCCCAGAAGGGGUCAGCUCGCCCAGAAAAGGAGAGAAGAAACCCCCAAAACCAGGAAAAUAUGUGUGCACUUACUGUGGCCGUCCAUGUGCCAAGCCAAGCGUUCUUCAGAAACAUAUUCGCUCCCAUACAGGAGAAAGACCUUACCCUUGUGCCCCCUGUGGCUUUUCUUUCAAGACCAAGAGCAACCUGUACAAGCACCGCAAGAGCCACGCCCAUCGCAUUAAAGCGGGCCUGGCAUCCAGUCGUGAUGAGCCCAGUUUGAGUGGACCAGAGGGUAGUGGCGUUGGAGAAGACCCUGAGGAACACACAGAGGGAGAAAGCACUGAGUCUGAAGAAGAGACAGGCCAACACAGGACAUCCUCUUCUAAGGAGAUGUUGGGCCAGCAGAGGAAAGGUAGUAAGGAGCCGGUUGGAGGCUCAGAGGAGAGCCAGAGGCCUGAGAACUCCCAGGCUGUCAAGCAAAGGCUGGCACUGAGGCUUAGUGAAAGGAAACGUGGCCCAAUGGCUUCUCCAGAUGACCCUCCUUCCUCCCUCUCCACCUCAUCUUCCUCUCAAGGCCCUGGCAGUAAGGGCAGCACAGAGUCUGGCUACUACUCCGGGUCAGGCAGCACUGAUCUGUCCCAAGCUAGCCCUCCCAGUGCCAGUGCCAAAACCUACGCAGAAAUUAUUCUAGGGAAAUAUGGAAGGCUGGGAGGGCAGCAGCGCAGUCCUCAUCAGCAGAAGCCUCAUUCUUCACUUUCCUCAUCAGCAGGAACGGAGGAGAAAAGCAUUUCUUUCACUGUACCCAAAACCCAAGUAAUUGAACACAUUACCAAGCUCAUCACUAUCAAUGAAGCAGUAGUAGACACCAGUGAGAUUGACAGUGUGAAGCCCAGACGCUCCUCUCUGUCCAGGAAGAGCAGCAUGGAGUCUCCAAAAUUCACCUCCCCGAGAGAUCCCUACACAUUCGAUCCCAAAGGAGAAGCCCCGGGCCCGAGUGGUGUGAAGCACCUCCACAAUCCUGAGGCGGAUCCAGCAUGUACCCAGCUGUUAGCAGUACCUCUGCUUCGAAGCCACUCAAUGCCAUCCUCCACCAGCCAAGGAGAGCCCUCCACUUCUGGCACCAUGUCUCCCAGAGAUUACCGUCUCUGCCAGUCAUUUGAUGAGCAGCAAGCGGUGGUAGCAGAGAUGAGGGUUGGCCACGCCCAGCGUAUGCUACGGCGCCAGCCUGCCAUAGAAGUUCCACUGGGAGCCGAGCUAAUGCUGGAGGAUGCCGGACCCACCUCCUCCUCAGCCAGUGGUGCUGAACAAGCCAGGCAGCCACAACAACAACAAAAACAGCAAAAGAGUCCGAGCCUGUUCGAAUGUGAAGCAUGCGGCGCCCACUUCCAGCACAGUGAAGGCUACGAGGCCCACAGAGGCAUAUGUCCGGGACAGCAAACCCUGGAAAAAGAAAGCCGGGAUGCAAGUAAAACAUGGAGAGAGGAUCGCCCACAGAUGAUGAUGCACUAUAAGUUCAGAGCGAUGGCAAUGGCUGUGAGAAAAAGGAGAAAAGAGGAAAGUCUGGAGGAGGAUCCUCCCAGUCCUGGAUCUGUCGCCAUGUCAGAGAGCUCUGCAGACCUCAUUCCUGUGUCUAGAAGACCAGAACACAGCCACACCCUCUCAGGUGUUUCUUUACAGACUGAGCCACAACAGCAGCAGCAGGACAGGAAGGGUGUGUCUGUCAUCCAACACACAAGCUCUUUUGAGAAGCAGGAGAGUAUAUCCAUGGAGAGUCAGGAAACAGAACUCAGAAAAAGUCAGCAAACACAACAACUCGAGCCAAAACCAUCACCCUCUACAUCUCGCCUCAUCCGCCAACCCAACAUCCAAGUGCCAGAGAUCCUUGUUACUGUGGAGCCUGAUGCUGACAUGACAUCUGUCUCGCCGCCAGCAACCGCAUCCUCAUUCAAGGAGGCAGAGAGAGUGGAGGAGUUCCAAUGGCCUCAGCGUAGCCAGACUCUGGCCCAGCUCCCUGCAGAGAAGCUGCCACCAAAGAAGAAGAGACUCCGCCUGGCAGAAGCAGCGCAGUCCUCUGGGGAGUCUAGCUUUGAGUCUGUGUCUCUGCCCCACAGUCCCAGUCAAGAGAGCAACAUCGCCCACGCUUCAAGCCUUUCUGCUUCUUUCGAGGACACAACCAGAUCAGAGACUGCCAUCCGGGCCUCCAGUAGCCAAAGCUCCCAGAUGUUGAUGGUGCCAUCUGCUUCCUACCAACACCACCAAAGCCACAAGGAGAUGAGGCGCUCAGCCUCCGAGCAGACCACAGCCAGCCCCCAACAAACAGAGCAGGUCACAGAGACCAGAAGUAAGUCAUUUGACUACGGGUCUCUGUCCCCCCAGCAAUCAGCAUCCUCCUGGAAAGAAAGGAGAAAGUGUCUCCUUGUGAAGCAUGCUAACUUAGGGGAACCUGAGCAGGAGGAGGGGCCCAGCACGAGUCAGCUGUCCAGACCAGAGAGUCCAAAACCUGGGCCUUCCCGCUUCAUCCAUCCUCCUAUCUACUCAACAGAGGCAAGCUCCCGGUUCAGCCUGGAAGCCACAGGGAAAGCCUUGCAGCUGUUACAGCCUCAGAUCUUCCCACCCUCUCAGGAUGUGCUCCCUUUGCAGCAAGCAUUUCCGCCAGUACCAUUAUCCCAGCUGCUCCCCGUCACAACAGCCAUCUCUGUAGUACUGUCCACCCAAAUCAUCCAAAGAACCUUCUUACAUUCACAGACAGCCCCUCCACCUAUACAGACAGACCCGGGGCAGAUCCACAUGGCAGACCGGUUAGGUAUACCAUUCCAUCAGCUUCCUGCUAUAGUUCCUCUCCAGUUGUCUUCCAGGACUACAGCUAGUCAGGCUCUGUACUUGCCUUUUUCUUCAAGACUAACUGCACAAGUUCCUCCCCCUCCCACUACGGAGAGCAGCCUCUGCAUCUCCUCCAUGUCUUCUGCUCUUACACAUCAAUCCCUUGUAAGAAUCUCUUACCACCACUCACGGCCGGUCAUCGCCACAUGCCUGGCUCAGCUUACACCAGUGGUGUCCCUUGUGGUGCCAGUGCGCGCCCAGACCCAUAUACCCACCUAUGCCAAUGCCAUGUAUACCACCUUGUCCCAAAUCCUGGCCUCCACCUGCUCACAGGAACCUAUUUCUUGCACAGCCAUGGUCAUUAUGGGCCAGGUGGAGCGGGACAAGUUGCAAAGGUCCUACCUGAAGGUCCCCUCCCCAGACAUCAAGAGCUUUUUCCCCCUUUCUCAGCCCACGGAGCUGGCCUCAGGAUCUGGGGAGGGAUACGGUCCACUCGGGGCUGGAGGGAGUAAACGCAUGCUUUCUCCUGCAGCUAGUCUGGAACUCAGCACAGAGGCCCAGCGUCACCAGAAAAGGGUAAAAGAGGAGGAGGAAGGGGGGGAAGAUGAGGCUGAAGAGAAGGAUGUCAAACAGAAGGUAAGACAGGAAGAAGAAAUUAGAGCCACUGGGAGAAAACUGGAAGAGAGUGAGAAGAAACAGCCAGAGAGGGUAGAGCUGGCAACUGGGAAAGUGGAGGGGGAGCAUGAUCAAGUACCAAGGAAACAUAACAGGAAGGAGAAGGAAAAGGAGGAGGAGGAGGAGGAGGAGUCCACGGAAAAGACAAGUAAAAAUAAGGAGGAGGUGGCAGUUGUGGAAGAGAGGGCUGAAAGACCAGCCGCCCCUUCAUACCCCAGCCUCCACACCUCCGCCUCAGUUAACUGGUGCUACCUGAACUACGUCAAACCCAACCCGUCUGCCCUGAGGGACCCCCGCAGCUCUGUUUAUUCUACCUGGAGUGUCAGUGCUCACAACCCCAACUUGCCGGGCCUCACCACUAAGGUGGCGUUGUCUCUGCUGUGCUCCAAACAGAAACACAGCUCAGAAACGUACACCAUGGCAACGGCCCCGACCCCGUCCAAAAGCAAAUUGGCCCCUGCCAGUAGCGGGACCCCACGGGUGUCAGAGGUACAUGUCACCCCAGCCAGCACCCUCACUAAAGUAAAGGCUCAUCAACAACACGACAAGGAGGGGAAUAAAGAGAUGAGAGAAGAGGAAGACCCCUCCACCUCCAAACAGAGUGAGCCCUCUCGCGUUCGCAUCUUUGAAGGCGGGUAUAGGUCCAAUGAGGAUUAUGUUUAUGUGAGAGGUCGCGGCCGGGGCAAGUACAUAUGUGGAGAGUGUGGCAUCCGCUGCAAGAAGCCUAGCAUGCUGAAGAAGCACAUCCAAACGCACACCGACGUCCGUCCGUACAUUUGCAAACACUGCAACUUUGCCUUCAAAACCAAAGGGAACCUUACCAAACACAUGAAGUCAAAGGCUCAUGGGAAAAAAUGCCAGGCAAUGGGAGUAUCUGAGUCAUCACUGGAUGAGCCAGAGAGCGAGGAAACAGCAGGAAGUGAGGAACGCGUGUGUGGCUCAGAGGACCAGGAGGAACAUCAGCUUUCUGACGCGGAGGAUUCUGAGGACGAUGAUAACGGUGACGAUGAUGAUGAGGAAGAGGAGUUUGCAUCCCAUGACGAUCCGUCAUCCUGUUCGUCGGACACCCACCCGUCAACAGGAGGGCAUUCUAGCUGCAGUAGGCGCUCUCAGCAGGGCACCCCGGACCCUGAGCCCCCGGGCCCCAGCCCAGGACUAGAGCUCUCCCCGAGGGGGGUUUGGCUCAGCAGACGAGCCGCAUCUCCAGGCAGCCGGAGAGCGCUGUUCUCCAGGCGGGGAUGGAAGGCCUCGCCGAGGGCCUUCUCCCCCAGCAGUGAGAGCUGUUCCCCCAGUCGCAGCCUCUCCCCCCGUCUGGAGCUGGCCUCACCCAUCCGCAGCUUCUCCCCCAGGACAGAGCUGUCCUCGUCCAGCCGACAUGUCUCACCCUCCCCUGAGAGAGGACCAUCUCCCAUCAGACCCCUCUCUCCUCUUUGUACCAUUUUGCCCAGCUGCUACCGCUCAUCGCAGGCUCGGACCCCUCCCUCGCCACUCUGGUUACCGCACAGGACCCCUGGAUACCUGCCAUGGGAGAGCCCUGGUACAAGGGGUAUUCAUGUCAAACCGGGGAAAAGGGGUACAGCAGCAGAGGGGCCAAUAUUGCCAGAAGCCAGAUUGUUUCCACCUGCUUUCCGUCUUUCUAUUUGUGAGGAUUAUCCGGGCUACCAAACAGCAGACAACAUCUUCAGCCAUCUUCCCAUGCACUCCCAACAAGCCAAGCUCCCCUAUCUGAUGAUUCCCAUCGGAGGGAUCCAGAUGGUACAGGCCAGUCGGAGGUCCCACCCUACCACCCCCUCGUCCCCAACGUCUCCCCCCAUGGAAGGGCCAUCACUGUCCAGAUUUGAAUCAUACUGGGGCGGGACCCCCAGAACUCAAGGGCUUAGGACUCCUGGAGACCACUGGUCAGAGGACCAGACAGCAGGAACCAGCCAGUCAGGGCAGUGUGUUCUCAGCACAGCACUAAUAUGUUCCAAACAGGAGUUGGAGACCACGGACUCAAAGCAAUAUGGCAGCUCACAUGGCUCCGCCCACCCCCGCAGGCCUGCUACUGAGACCACCAAACACUGCUUUAGAGACAGUUCUAGAGCAACUCUCAGACUAGCAGACCCCGUAGCCUCGGAUGUCAUUGGACAGCGGCCGGAAGAGGAUAAGCCACCGUCGGGUGGUGAUCUGGUGGAGGGAGGAGCUAAAGGAGACAGAACAGACCAGAGCACUUAAAGGUGUCUACACCUUGAUGCAUAAUGCAUCCCAUUUUGCUUUAUUGGUUGCUACACUAGUCUUGUUUUUUUUAUUGCUUCAUUUUUAUACAGUUUUCAAUACUAUUGUUAACUUAAAUGUUUGUUCUUUGGCAAUAUUCAGGUUUGUUAUAAAAAUGCACUUUUUUCUUUGUGAAAUAAUGUCUAUCUUUGUGUGUGUCUGUAUGUAUGUAUGUAUGUAUACAUACAUACAUACAUACAUAUAUAUAUAUAUAUAUAUACAUAUAUAUGUAUAUAUAAUCUCUAUUGAUACUGGUAAUCAUAAUGCCUGUUUAAAUAUGUGUAAAAUAAAUAUGAAUACAUUUGUAAAUGACCAAAAUCUUAAAUCAAAAAUAAUUAAAUUUUGUAUUUGUCCAAAGUUUUGUCCAGUAUUACUCUAAUUGUAGUUACUUGUGCCUUUUCUGUCCAGGUUUGUGUUAAGAUGUACAGUAGAGAUAUAAAAAGAGAAGGCUGUGAAAUUUUAUAUCUGCUUCUUUGUGUAGAUUUGAUUGUUUCUGUUCCAAAGGCCAUCGCUUUAAUGCCAGGGUAACGGAGAGUUGCAAAGCAGCUGAAGCGUGUCAAAGGAAAAUGCACUGAAGUUAUAUAUUUUAUUACAAAAUAUCUUAAAAUAGAAUACAUCUCUGUACAGGGAAGAAUGCGCCGUAUUUAUUGUUAUUUGAUGACAAUGAUCAUUGUUUAAUUUUUAUUUUUAUUUUUACAUCUGUGUGUCUUUAUCAUGAUGUUCAUGUGACUUGAAUUGGUGGCAACGAUGAGCGAUUGCGUUUGGCUGGUACCAGAGGAUUAAGUGCCCUGCAGAUUUCACACACAGCAAGAUUUCUAGUCAUUUCAGAAAUAAAAAAUGCACCAGA
Cyclopterus lumpus (lumpfish) is the source of this 7727-nucleotide messenger RNA. RefSeq names its product transcription factor HIVEP3 (gene hivep3b). Gene Ontology annotation, biological process: regulation of transcription by RNA polymerase II. The coding region runs from base 791 to 6841 and encodes 2016 amino acids. NCBI's taxonomy places the organism in Eukaryota, Metazoa, Chordata, Actinopteri, Perciformes, Cyclopteridae. Gene Ontology annotation, cellular component: nucleus. Gene Ontology annotation, molecular function: DNA-binding transcription factor activity, RNA polymerase II-specific; RNA polymerase II cis-regulatory region sequence-specific DNA binding. The record is from RefSeq and is a predicted model, not a curated record. The transcript has 12 exons.